AUGGUGUUGAAUCGCGAGAAGCGUUCAAACGCAGGGAGAGCCCCACGGCGCCUUGAUGACGCAGAUAGAGAUACCCCGCCAGCCUCUGCACAGUCAACAGGGGCGCAGAAGGUGAUUUUGAGGGUUAGAGAGGAGUCUGUAGUAUCUCAGGGCUCUAAGAGAUCCUCCGAAAAGGGUUCUCCAGGGCCAGCAGGGCCAGCAGGGCUAGCAGGGCGUAAAAGAGCUAUAUCAACGCAGCCUAUCUCUCUGCGCCAUCAAGAGGAUGUAUCAACUGCUCUACCCUCCUCAGAGCUCGAAUUUCUAGACGAAGAAAACGCGCAGGAUGAGGCUGAGCCAGAGGAGAUCGAGAAGGAGAUCCAGGAGACUCCGUCGAAGAGCGAUGCUGGAGAUUCGUUCUAUACUAUAGAGUUGAGCGUUAUGCUAGGCAAGAGAGGGAUAUACAAUACCUCUAUUGAAUCCGAGAGGUUCAGAUCCGAGAGGUUCCUUUUUGAGCGUUUCGAAUCAGAGGCUCAACAUCGUGCCUCUGAAGCUGCUGAUAAGUAG
Molecule: messenger RNA, 543 nt
Organism: Endocarpon pusillum Z07020
Lineage: Eukaryota; Fungi; Ascomycota; Eurotiomycetes; Verrucariales; Verrucariaceae
Exons: 1
Coding region: 1-543 (180 amino acids)
Source: RefSeq, a predicted model, not a curated record